AUGCAGAAGCGUAGAGAAGUUCAAGAUGAUAUUUUUGAACCAAGAGGGUUUGGAGAUUUUGGUGGCUUUAGACUUCACGGAAGAAUGAUGCCAAGUCUUUUUGGAGGCAGGGAUCCAUUUGAUGAUCCCUUCUUCAGUGACCCAUUUGAUAGCUUGCUCGGUCCAAACUCUGCAUCAACAGCAAUGCAGAAGCCAAACAGAGGAAAAGGAAUAGUUAUAGAAGAGUUAGACUCUGAUGAUGAGGAGACUGAUAAUUGCCCUCAACAUGGAGACAAAGAUUUUGAUAAGAAAAAUUCCAAAUCAACCAUGGAACCGUCGGUUGAGCAUCCUGAUGAUGAUUUUAGUGGUAUGUUCUCUUUCUUUUUCUUUUUAAUGAAGUUUUGGGUAUUUCCAUUGACUCAGCUUGCGGUUUCAUACCUGGUCCUACCUCUAGAGAGAAAGAACAGCGAUGUAAAAUACAAGAAUGACCAUUACAUGGCUGAACCUUCGAAGGCUCGAACAUUUUCUUUUCAGAGUAGCAGAGUAACAUAUGGUGGAAUAGAUGGUGCAUAUUAUACUUCUACUAGAACCAGAAGGAUGGGGGAUAAUGGGGUGGUAAUGGAGGAAAACAAAGAAGCUGACACAACAACGGGCCAAGCAAAACAUAGGAUCAGCAGAGGAAUCCAUGAUAAGGGUCAUUCAGUUUUAAGGAAGCUUGACUCGGAUGGUAAGGUUGAUACAACGCAGACACUGCACAAUCUUAAUGAAGAUGAGCUUGCAGGAUUUGAAGAAGCAUGGAAAGGAAAUAACAUGGCACAGUUGCCAGGAUUUGAUGCUCACAAGAACAUGGAUUCUAGCGGUGGCAAACAGAACAGAAAGCAGGUUUGGCCACAAGCACGUUUGGAACCAGCAAGAAGAGAGAGAGGAUUUCCAUCAAACUAUGAGGAAGGAAACAAUUCUGGGGGAAGAACAAAGAAAGUUGUUAGAAUUAAUAUUCAGUGA
Molecule: messenger RNA, 981 nt
Organism: Sphenostylis stenocarpa
Lineage: Eukaryota; Viridiplantae; Streptophyta; Magnoliopsida; Fabales; Fabaceae
Source: the annotation of a GenBank genome assembly